AUGCUCCCAACACAUGACCGGCCGCAAGGAGUGGUUCAAGGUGAUCCGCAACUCACGGACAAGGGAGCUAAUCUGCAAACCGAAGAAGGUGUCACCCGCAUCAUCGCAUCGGGAGGACAAGUGGCUGCAACGGCACGCUACCGCCAUCGUCUUCUCUGUCUUGACUUGAAACCAUGGCCCGCAAGCAACGGCACGGCGGUUGUAGUGGCAUGCAACGGCACGGCGGCUGCGGCGGCAUGCAACGGCACGGCGGCUGCGGAGGCAUGCAAUGGCACGGCGGCUGCAACGGCACGGCGGCUGCAACGGCACGGCAGCUACGGCGGCAUGCAACGGCACGGUGGCUACAACGGCAUGCAACGGCACGGCGGCUGCAGCGUCAUGCAACGGUACGCCAGGUGCAACGGCAAGCAGCGGCAUGACUGA
Molecule: messenger RNA, 423 nt
Organism: Closterium sp. Naga37s-1
Lineage: Eukaryota; Viridiplantae; Streptophyta; Zygnematophyceae; Desmidiales; Closteriaceae
Source: the annotation of a GenBank genome assembly